Molecule: messenger RNA, 991 nt
Organism: Magnolia sinica
Lineage: Eukaryota; Viridiplantae; Streptophyta; Magnoliopsida; Magnoliales; Magnoliaceae
Exons: 3
Coding region: 115-645 (176 amino acids)
Source: RefSeq, a predicted model, not a curated record
AGUUCUUUGAAUGAAGCAAGUGUAAAUCCAAUCGCUCCGCUCUCCUCCGUCUCUUGGAUUCACCAAUUCCAGUCCGCCUCAGAACACACGUGGGUGCGUACGUGUGAGGGAGAGAUGGGGAACUGCCAAGCUGCGGAAGCUUCAACGGUGGUGAUCCAACGGCCAGGAGGAACGAUCCAAAGGAUCUACUGGUCCGUAAGUGCCAACGAGGUCAUGGCUUCGAAUCCCGGCCACUACGUCGCUGCCCUCGUAACAAUGCCUCCCGUAUCGGAAACCGGCACGCCCGUUAAGCAGUUGAAGCUUCUCCGACCCGACGACACGUUACGUAUCGGACACGUGUAUCGCCUCAUUAGCUUCGAAGAAGUGUUGAAGGAGUUCGCAGGGAAGAAGUACACAAAGUUGAGUAAGUUGAUUUCAAUGCAGAAUCAAAAAGUGAAUCGUGGGGAUACGAGGAAGAAGAGGGAAGGAGAAAGAUCCAGACCGUCCCAGCAAGAACAACCGUCAGUUAAGGUUGUGAGCCAGGUGAUGGAGCAGGAGGAAGAUGAAGUUUUCCGAGUUGGAAGAACGAGAGUAGGCCAUGGCCAACGGCAUCAUCAAAGACAAUGGAGGCCAGCCUUACAAAGCAUUUCAGAGAUUGGGAUGUGAGCCCCACUUCCUUCUCCAUAUUUCAAGAGCAACUGCAAUGUGUCUGUGGACUGUCUCCUCCACCAGUAAAAGAAGAAGCCCUUUCCUUCUUCUCAUUUUCCCCCUUGGGAAUUGACAUCUACAUCCUCACUCUUUGAUAGAUACACCCUCUUUCUUCUCUACUUUAGGAAAUACAAUGGUACAUUUUUGUACUAUUUUUUCCCAGAGUAGAAAUAUUGGGGCAUCUAUGAAUAAGAGUGGGUUUUUAGAUAUUGGCUUCCAUUUUCUGUAAUUUAUGAAGAAUCUAGGGCUAGUGUUUGUACUUUGUACACAGUUUUCAGACAUCAUGGAGAAUUUUGCAGCCUUA